AUGUCAUUACAGUCGCGCAUAUCCGCAGCGCCAGGACGGCCUAUUCUCACUUCGCUCAAUGGCGACAGCAGCUGGCUUCUCUCUUUUCCCAAACCUUUCGCCGCUCGUCAGACUAUUCCAGGCGGCAAAUUAUACUACCACAUUGUGUUGGACCCCUGGCUUGCGGGCCCUUCGAGCUAUGGAAGCUGGCUUAUUCACAUCGAACUGGUAAAAGAAGCGAAGAUCAAGGACGGAAAAGGUGUAGAUGUGCUUGUGAAGGAGAUUGAACUUGCCGCUGGAGGUUCUGGAAAUGCGGAGUCAGCAAAGGUCGACGCAAUCUUUGUUUCUGCACGCCUAACGGACCACAUGCAUGAAGCGACCCUGUGCACCUUCGAUCCAGCCAUUCCCGUAUUCGCAGCUCCAGAAGCAACGUCAACAAUCGAAGGAUGGAAACAUUUCGACACCGUUAUGUCGAUGAAGGACUUCACCCCGAACGAUGACGACAAACUUAAUUGGCGCAACUUUCAUCCAAGCACCCCACUCCCAUCUUGGCUGAGUGUGUUCCGGCUCGCUGGACACACAGAACUCAAUUUCGCCACUGCCAUCGUCUGGACUCCGUCACCUGACAACGAUUCAGCGGACUCGGAAGCGAUAAUUUACUCUCCUCAUGGCAUCCAUGUCUCCCGGCCUACCAUCCAGUCUUUUCUGAAAACACCAAAUAUCUCCAUCCUCGCCAUGCUCCAUGGCCUGAAAUUAAACCGGGCAUUUGGCGUGCUUGCUGCGCUCGGUGUUCCAGCGGGUCUUGCGCUCGAGCGGGUCGCAAAACCACGCUACUGGGUCAACACUCACGACUCUGAACUGCGGUAUUCGGGCAUUGUGAUGUGGAUUGGCUGGGUUAAGGACUAUUGGAAGACGAUUGAGGAGGGAAUGCAAAUGAUUGGGGAUAAAGGGCCCAAACCGAAUUUCGUGGACGUUCCUAUGGAGGACAGUUUGCUUCUGGUCUAG
Mycena indigotica is the source of this 984-nucleotide messenger RNA. RefSeq lists its product as uncharacterized. The record is from RefSeq and is a predicted model, not a curated record. The transcript has a single exon. NCBI's taxonomy places the organism in Eukaryota, Fungi, Basidiomycota, Agaricomycetes, Agaricales, Mycenaceae. Bases 1 to 984 code for a protein of 327 amino acids.